Molecule: messenger RNA, 5026 nt
Organism: Photinus pyralis (common eastern firefly)
Lineage: Eukaryota; Metazoa; Arthropoda; Insecta; Coleoptera; Lampyridae
Gene: arr
Product: low-density lipoprotein receptor-related protein 6
Exons: 12
Coding region: 144-4916 (1590 amino acids)
Molecular function (GO): protein binding
Source: RefSeq, a predicted model, not a curated record
UCUAUUUUGCAUUAAAGUUUGUUUACAAAUACUUUAUUUUUAGCACUUUUAGGACAAAAUAUCAAGUAAAAUUUAAAAUGUAGAUUUUAAAAGCCCUUCAAUUAACAACGCGGGACAAUCAUUUCGAAUUUUGAUUUUGGGUUAUGAAGGAUAUUAGCUUAAAUGUGUUUAUUUGCAUUACAACCAUAAUAUGUGUUUAUUUCCCUCAAGUCAAUGGAGACGCCUCCCAAACCAACGGGCCUUUAUUGUUGUACUCAACUAUGAAGGAUAUACGAAUAGUACGCACAAACAACACGAAAAUCAAACCGCAGAUACUUAUACGUAACAUGACCGAUGGGGCAGCUUUAGAUUUUAAUUAUGCCAAGAAACAGAUUUGUUGGACGGAUCAUGGGCUGGAAAAUAUUCAAUGUGCAACCUUUAAUGGGGUGGAUGUUACUAAUAAGAUUGAGAUUGUUAGUAGCCGUGAUGGUGGUUUGUUAUCACCCGACGGACUUGCCUGUGAUUGGUUCACAAACAAAUUGUACUGGACAGACAGCGAAACUAACCGAAUCGAAGUAGCUACGAGUACAGGACAGUUUAGAAAAGUUCUCUUUUGGAGUGAUAUCGAUCAACCUCGUGCCAUUGCUUUAGUUCCUAUGAAAGGUUUAAUGUUUUGGACCGACUGGGGCGAAGUUCCUAAAAUCGAAAGGGCCGGUAUGAACGGUGAUGUCGCCACGAGAAAGGUUAUCGUAUCCGAGAAUAUAUUUUGGCCGAAUGGUUUAACAAUCGAUUAUAAAGCCGAAUUGAUUUAUUGGAUCGAUGGACGACUUUUGUUUAUCGAUGUCAUGGAUUAUAACGGGGACCAUCGGAGUACAGUAUUGAAGGAUGGGUUCCAGUAUCCGUUUGCACUCACCCAGUUUCAAAAUAAAUUUUAUUGGACAGAUUGGAAAACUUGGUCUGUUCACUUGUACGACCGUAAUACCUCUCAAAAUUCCAAAGAAUUUAUACACUCCGAUUUUGUGCCGAUGGACAUUCACGUCUGGGACCCGCACCGACAGCCCGUAAUUUCGCAUCCCUGUGAAAAAAACAAUGGCGGCUGUUCCCAUCUAUGUUUACUCGCGCCAUACCCACCGGGAUAUUCUUGCGCAUGCCCCAUCGGAACCAAACUAGUCAACAAUUUUAAUUGUACCAACGGACCACAAGAAUUAUUAGUAUUAGCAAGGCGAUCGGAUAUUUGCGUGGUAUUUUUAGAUUCCGCCGAUUACACUUACAAAAUUCUACCUCUCACUAACAUUAAAUAUACAAUAGCCGUAGACUAUGAUCCGAUCGAAGGAUUUAUUUAUUGGACCGACGAUAACGUGAAGAAAAUUAGGAAAGCGCAUUUAAACGGAACGCUACAGACUGACGUCAUCGUAUCUGAAAUUUUUCAUCCCGACGGUAUCGCCGUAGAUUUUGUCGCCCGUAACAUAUAUUGGACGGAUACCGGUACGGAUCGUAUUGAGGUCGCGCAGCUGAACGGCAAAUAUCGGAAUGUUGUCAUUUUCGACGGACUCGCCGAACCGCGUGCCAUCGCCGUCGCGCCUCAGCUGGGUUGGCUGUUUUGGUCCGACUGGUACGAGAAGAAUCCGAAAAUUGAGCGAUCGAAUUUAGAUGGAUCCGAAAGGAAGGUGAUAAUUUCGACGAAGCUCGGUUGGCCGAAUGGAGUUACUUUGGACUUUGAAAAUUUAAAAAUUUACUGGUGUGACGCCAAAACGGAUUUGAUCGAGUAUGCAAACAUGGACGGAACGGACCGUCGGGAGUUGGUGAAUGACAACGUGCCGCAUGUGUUUGGUUUUUCUCUUAUGGGUGAUUAUUUAUAUUGGACUGAUUGGCAGAGGCGCGCCAUUGAUAGGGUUCAUAAAGUGUCGGGUGGCAAUCGUGAGGUUAUUAUUGAUCAAAUCGCUAAUGUCAUGGGAUUGAAGGCUAUUCGGUUGCAAGAGUUCCAUGGGGGUAACACCUGCGGUGUUGACAAUGGCGGCUGCUCUCACUUGUGCUUGUAUCGCCAUAACAAAACGCACGUAUGUGCUUGCCAGAUUAAUUAUGAACUUGCCAGUGAUAAUCGUACCUGUGUGCUUGCCAAUGUGUUUCUCAUCUACGCGCGUAAAAGUAACAUCGGUCGCAUUAGCAUUGAAAAUAAUUACAGGGAGGUAACCAUUCCCGUGGCGGGAGUUAAACAUGCCAUGUCUAUAGAUUUCGACAUUGAAACCCAACGAGUUUAUUGGAGUGACAACAAACUGAGGGUCAUUAUGAGCGCUUUUGUUAACGGUUCAGAUCCGCAGAAGGUGAUCGAAUUGGGAUUAACCUCCCCCGAAGGUGUUGCGGUCGACUGGAUUGCGAAAAACAUCUAUUGGGCCGAUUCCGUCUUGCAUCACAUUGAAGUUUCAAAAUACGACGGUUCCAGUCGCCGCACCCUUAUAUGGAGAGACAUCGACGAACCGCACAGUAUUGUCCUGAAUCCCGAAGAAGGGUAUAUGUACUGGUCAGAGUGGGGUCACUCGAAUUGCAUUAAACGCGCGACAUUAGACGGUUCCAAUCGAAAGACCAUAAUUAUCAACACGAAGCAUGCGUCCGGAUUAACCUUGGAUUACGAACGAAAGCGACUCUACUGGGCAGAAACGGCGACCUCUUCGAUUUUAUCAUCUGACUUAAAUGGUUUCGAUAAGCAAGUUAGUCUGAAGGAUGGCAUUCGAAAACCGGCCGGUUUGACUAUUUACCAAAACAUGGUGUACUGGGGCGAUGAAAAUACAGGGGAAAUAUUUUUUGCGGAAAAAUCCAACCUGACCAAUUAUACGGCGAUAUAUACCAUGCACGAAAACAUAACUGAUUUGGUGAUUUUCCAUGAGUCGAAACAGAGAGGCUCGAACCGAUGCAUUCAUAACGGAGGGUGUUCCCACUUAUGUCUCUACCAGCCACCGGAAACGCUAAGCGGUCCUACUGUCACCUGUGCUUGUCCGACUCAUUAUUUUUUACAAAACAGCACCUGUGUCCCACCGAAGCAAUUUAUGAUUUACAGCCAAAGAAAUUUGGCAGUCAGACUUGUACCCGAUACCUCAGAUUCGCCAGAGGCCGUAUUGUCAAUUCAAGGUCUAAAAGGAGUUAAAGGCAUUGACUUUGAUCCAGUUCACCAUUACUUAUAUUGGAUUGAAGGGAAGACUCACGCAAUUAAACGGGCAUCAGAAUCCGGACUGUCUACCAGUAUAAUUGUGCCAGGUAACCAAGGUCAUAAUCCGUUCGACAUUGCCGUAGACGUGCUGGGACGCCUGUUAUUUUGGUCGUGCGCCUCUCAGGAUGUAAUUAACAUAACUCGUUUAGACAACAGCUCCACGGUCGGCGUCAUCAUUCAGAAGGAGGGUGAAAAACCGCGACUUCUAGCCAUUCAUCCCACCAAACGGUUAAUUUUCUACACCGACGUCGGCAAUGCGCCACAAUUAAUUAGAACACGUCUGGACGGUACUCAACGGAUAGUUAUCACGCGUGGUAAUGAUAUUGCUGCAAUUGCAAUCGAUGCCGAAAAUGACAUGGUGGUAUGGGCGCAAGGGCAUAGCAUCUACAUGUGCAAUAUUGAUGGCGAUAAUCAACACGUUGUUUUCAAUGAAAGCAACUCGCGGGUUACUCAGCUUGCCAUUCAUACCGGUUGGUUAUAUUGGUUGGAUCGUGAAAUUCAGCAGCUUCAAAGGUUGGAACUGAAAACUGGAAGCUCAAGAUCGGUGGUACUAACUCACGCGGCAGCUGUCCUCGACUUGGUCUCGGUGAAACAACCGGAUCGCAAUCACACUUGCAUGCACCUGCGCUGCUCACAUUUGUGUAUAAUAAACGGAACCAGUCCAGUGUGCGCGUGUCCCAUCGGUUUAGCGUUGCAAGAUGAUAAAAAGACCUGCGCCGCCUUGCCUGAUUGUGGUAGUGAUCAUUUCACGUGUAUGACACAGAGUAAUCAUAACAAGGACUGCAUUCCUGUGGCGUGGAGGUGUGAUGGACAAGCGGAUUGCCCGGAUGGUUCAGAUGAGGUGGGCUGUCCCGCUUGCAGAGUCGAUCAAUUUAAAUGCCAGAGUGGACAGUGCAUCGAUCAGAGUCAGGUGUGUGAUGGCGUUCCACAAUGUUCGGAUCACUUCGAUGAAGUUCAUUGCUGUAAAUCAAACGAGUACAGAUGUCCGUUAACGGAUGUGUGUAUAUCUUUGUCACUCUUAUGUGAUGGUAUGGAUAAUUGUGCUGAUGGGGCGGAUGAAGACCGCUCUCACUGUGUGGAUCAAAACAAAUAUAUGGCGUCAUACAAAAGUGGGACUAGCACUUUAAUCGUCGUCAUUUUUAUAAUUAUUUCAGCAGUAGUAGGAUUUUCAGUGCUGUUUCUUGUCAUAAGAAAACGAUUAAAUGGCAACAAUGCAGUUUUACAUGAUCAAUCCGAAGACCCCCUCAGUCCCAUGCAGCCACGAGCACGAAUCAAGGUGCAUAGUAAAAUACCCGAUGUCGUCCACAUGUCGAUGCUAAGCGGCAGUCACAGCUCCAGUUACGACCGAAACCAUAUCACCGGGGCCUCGAGCAGUACAAACAGUUCAAGCAGAAUGUGUUAUCCACGCGAAACCUUGAACCCACCUCCGAGCCCGGCGACUACGGCAGCUUCAACGCGAGGGAGUAGUCCUACGACACGCUAUCGACCGUACCGACAUUACCGAUCGAUCAAUCAGCCCCCGCCACCCACACCGUGCUCGACCGACGUGUGCGAUGAAAGCGAUUACAAUUAUCCCACGCGUUGUCGAUACGAAGGAGGGCCCAUACCUCCGCCACCCACGCCUAGAUCUCAUUGUCAUAGUGAAAGUUGUCCUCCAUCUCCCAGUUCUCGUUCAUCUACAUAUUUUAGCCCACUUCCACCACCACCUUCACCUGUACCUUCUCCUGUUAAUUGAAAGAUAUUUUUAUAAAUACCAUAUGUGCCUUAACUUAAGGCUGUUGUUGUAAAUACCGUAUACAUUACGUGUAAGGUAUAAUUAUUUUUAUUAAACUUUACCUACAAGCG